GCACCCCGCAACACAUACACCAUGACAUCUGCGCAGGUACAGAUCAACCUGCCUCUGCCGGUCCUGCCUGCGGGCUGGACUGCCGAGAAGGACUUCAAGCCUGUCGGAUCCCUUAGCCAUGCGAUCGACCGCAACAUCGAGCCCGUUGGGCCCCAUUUCCUCGCCCAUGCGCGCAGGAAGCGACACAAGCGCACCUUCUCCGAGGACGACCGCAUCCAGGCCCAGGCCAACGUGAAGAAGAUCGAAGACGACGACGAGGGCGAGAUCAGCGAGCCUGAGGACCCGCUUAUGCUCCAGCGCGAGGCCAAAGACUGGAAGGGCCAGGACCACUAUGCCGUUCUCGGUAUCACGAGGUACAGAUGGCGUGCCACCGAGGAGCAGAUCAAGCGUGCCCACCGCAGGAAGGUCCUCAAGCACCACCCCGAUAAGAAGGCCGCUAAGGGCGGAACCGAGGACGAUCAGUUCUUCAAGUGCAUCCAAAAGGCCACUGAGGUUCUUUCCGACCCGGUCAAGAGGAGGCAGUUCGACUCCGUCGACGAGGCGGCGGAUGUUGAGCCACCGUCCAAGUCGGAGACGAAGAAGGGCAACUUCUACAAGCUCUGGGGCAAGGUCUUUGAGGCUGAGGGUCGUUUCUCGCGUCAGCAGCCCGUGCCGAAGCUCGGCAACGAGAAGAGCAGCAAGGCGGAGGUUGAGAACUUCUACAACUUCUGGUACAGCUUCGACAGCUGGCGAACCUUCGAGUACCUUGACGAGGACGUUCCUGAUGACAACGAGAACCGUGACCAAAAGCGUCAUGUCGAACGCAAGAACCAGAACGCUAGACGCAAGAAGAAGACCGAGGACACUGCCCGUUUGAGAAAGCUUGUUGACGACGCCUUGGCCCUCGACGAGCGUAUCAAGCUCUUCCGCCAGCAGGAGAACGCGUCCAAGAACAAGCGCCGUCUCGAGAAGGAGGCCGAGCAGAAGCGUCUCGCCGAGGAGGCUGCCAAGGCUAAGGAGGAGGAGGCCAGGCUCGCUGCUGAGAGGGAGGCUGCUGAGAAGGCACAGAAGGCCGACAGCAAAAAGGCCAAGGAGGCUGCUAAGAACGCUGCGAAGAAGAACAAGCGCGUCAUUCGUGGCGCUGUCAAGGAUGCCAACUACUUCCACGGAGCUGGAGACGCCCCGGCCUCUCAGAUCGACGGCGCGCUCAACGAUGUCGAUGUUAUCAUCACCAAGCUCGACAACGAGGAGAUUGCCGCGCUGACGGCGAAGCUGAGCGGAGCAAAGGGUGCCGAUGCCAUCAAGCAGGUCUAUCAGGACGAGGUCAAGCAGUUGAUUGGCGCCGGCAAGUUGAAGGAGGGCGAGCUCAAGUCUCUGUCGUAGUAGGUGACGUAGCCGCCGUCUUGGUUACUUAGAUAGGCUUUCUUUAGUAACAUCUGCUGCACUCUUCAAGCACGAUGCCAGUGC
This is a messenger RNA of Paraphaeosphaeria sporulosa, 1446 nucleotides long. Its product is annotated as DnaJ-domain-containing protein. NCBI's taxonomy places the organism in Eukaryota, Fungi, Ascomycota, Dothideomycetes, Pleosporales, Didymosphaeriaceae. The record is from RefSeq and is a predicted model, not a curated record. Gene Ontology annotation, cellular component: cytosol. Gene Ontology annotation, biological process: 'de novo' cotranslational protein folding; regulation of translational fidelity. Gene Ontology annotation, molecular function: ribosome binding; Hsp70 protein binding. The transcript is spliced from 2 exons. Bases 22 to 1362 code for a protein of 446 amino acids.